Brassica napus (rape) is the source of this 3244-nucleotide messenger RNA. RefSeq lists its product as uncharacterized. The record is from RefSeq and is a predicted model, not a curated record. The transcript has 4 exons. The coding region runs from base 325 to 696 and encodes 123 amino acids. NCBI's taxonomy places the organism in Eukaryota, Viridiplantae, Streptophyta, Magnoliopsida, Brassicales, Brassicaceae.
CUCUCUCUCUCUCUCGAAAGCUCUCUCAAAAUCUCUCUCUGCGAAAGGCGAUUUGGUUCUCCUUCGGUGGCUCUCGUCGGCGCUGUCUCGGCGACGUCUCGUUCAGUGGCUCCGUCGGCGACCUCUCUCUCGCUGGUUCUCCUCGAGGCGUCGGAGCUCUCUCUCGGUUCCUCUCCUCAAAUCGAAAGUUUGUUGGUUUUGUCUCUCGGUGGGUCUUUUCCUCCAAGAUUUCACUCGGUGGCUCAUCUCAAAUUGAAAGGAUCAAGGUUCAUCGACCAAAGGUUCAGAGCAAAAUUAAGGGGAACAAGUGACACACAUACAGAAAUGGAGGCAAGAAAACCAAUUAUUUGUGGCCUCUCAGCAGGAGGCAUCAUACCACCUCUCCCACGAGAAGAUACAGACGAUGAUGUUGAGGAUAUCCCACCAACUGAAGCAGAAGUGGUGGAGAUAUCAGAUGAAGAAGAAGACGAUAUCGUGGAGUUAUCAAGCGAUGAAUACAGGAGAAGUAUGGGGUACUUGAUUAGGGUGGAGGAAGAAGAAGAUGACAUUGCACCUGAGUUCAGAAGGAUGGUGCAAAUGAUGCAUGAGGAAGAGAAGAGGCUGACAGAGGAGAGGUUCAAGGUGUUGAAGGCGGGAAUCAAGCUAGAAGAAGGACAAUCCUCUACGGGUGAUGGUAAGAGGAAGAGAAGAGGCUGAGUCCGUGACCGUCUUUCUCUCACAUGGAUCAGCUUUGUUGUACUGAGUCCGUGACCGUGUCUGCAUUGUCUUUGUCUUUGUGUCUGCAUUGUCUUUGUUUCACAUGUCUCUGCAUUGUCUUUCUUUUUGCAUUGUCUUUGUUUCACAUGUCUUUGUUUCUUAUGUCACAUGGACUUGUAAGGACUUUUGUAUUUUGUCUUUGCUCUCUUUCUAGUUCCCGUGACUGUCUUUGUAUUAAAAUCAAUUUCAAGUAGUAUAAAGCCUUCAAGCAUCUCUCACUCUCUCGUUCACAUAUCACAACAAAACUAACCAACCAAGCUUUGUUCUCUCUUUCUCUCUAAUUACCAAACGAAACAACCAAGCUUUGUUACCAAACCAAAUCACAUUCCCUAUUCCCGUGUAAACCAAGCUUCAUAUCAACACUUAUAUUCCCUCUUCCCGUAUUCUUACCAAACCCAAAUCACAUUCUCUGUUCUUACCAAACCAAGAUCAAACCAAAUCACAAACAUGGCAUCUUCUUCAGAAAAUAAUUUUGAAGAUUCACUUGAUGAUUACUUUAAUCAAUAUUUUAAUCAAGCCUUUGAGACUUUAUCCAUGCGUCAUCAAGAAGAAGGUAGGAAACAAAGAAAAAAACGGGCUUAUAUCGAAAGACAUCGUGAAGAAGGGCACAUACGUUUAUGGAAUGACUAUUUCAGUGAAACGCCAACAUAUCCUGAAAAUUUCUUCCGACGACGAUUUAGAAUGAACAAGCGAUUGUUCAUGCAUAUUGUUGAUCGAUUCUCCAAUGAGGUUGAAUUCUUUCAACAAACGCAAGAUGCACUUGGAAGGAAUAGUCUCUCUCCACUCCAGAAGUGUACAGCAUCCAUUCGUGUCUUGGCAUAUGGUACUGCGGCUGAUGCUGUUGACGAAUACCUCCGACUCGGUGAAACUACUACUCGGUCAUGUGUGGAACAUUUUGUGGAAGGCAUAAUAUAUUUAUUCGGCGAGGAGUACCUAAGAAGACCAACACCGACUGAUCUUCAACGUUUACUUGAUGUUGGUGAGGCUCGUGGAUUUCCCGGGAUGGUAGGAAGCAUCGAUUGUAUGCAUUGGGAGUGGAAGAAUUGUCCCACCGCUUGGAAAGGGCAAUAUUCACGUGGCUCGGGAAAACCAACAAUCGUUUUGGAGGCGGUUGCUUCGUAUGAUCUAUGGAUAUGGCAUGCGUUUUUUGGACCUCCAGGUACCUUAAAUGAUAUCAAUGUUCUUGAUCGUUCACCUGUUUUUGAUGACAUAAUUAAUGGUCAAGCUCCGCAAGUCACCUUCUAUGUCAAUGAAAGAGAGUAUCACAUGGCUUACUAUCUCACCGACGGUAUUUAUCCGAAAUGGGCUACUUUUAUCCAAUCAAUUUCACUACCACAAGACCCAAAAUCAGCUUUAUUUGCUAAACAACAAGAAGCUGUCCGAAAAGAUGUCGAGCGGGCUUUUGGAGUCUUGCAAGCUCGCUUUGCCAUCGUUAAAAAUCCGGCACUUUUUUGGGAUAAAGUCAAAAUUGGGAAGAUUAUGAGAGCAUGUAUCAUACUCCAUAACAUGAUAGUAGAAGACGAACGAGAUGGAUACACUCAAUAUAAUCUUAAAGAGUUCCAACAAGAAGAAGACACCGGAAGUUCACAUGUCGAUCUCGAUUUUGAUAGGGAAAUGCCUACAAAUAUCGCCAAUAUGAUGGAUGCUCGAACUAGAAUUCGUGAUAACCCAAUGCAUGAACAACUAAAAGCUGAUUUGGUUGAACAUAUGUGGACUAAAUUCGGACAUUUAUGAAGACAACUGAGCUCGGAUGUAUCUUUCAAAUUAUUAUCGUGAUUUUUACUUAUUUUGUUUUAAUGUUUUGUAUUAAAUUAAUGUUUAAAAUGUUUUAUUUUAAUAUGUUUUAUUUAAUAAUUAUAAUUAAUCUUAAAAAUAAUUAAGUUUAAUCAUUUUUUUUAAGAACCCCAAAUUAAGAACUUACCAUUAAAGUUACAAAAAAACGUGUCUCUUAAGUAUAAACUCUUAACUUUCAUUAAUUACUAAAAAAUCAUUAAGACCCCAAAAUUGGCUCUUGGGAUUAAUGAUGCUCUAAUGCAUGUGCCCAAAUUGUCGUAAAUCAUCAAAAUUUGAAAUUACGAAAAAAUAAUGAUGCUCUAAUGCAUGUGCCCAGAUUGUCGUAAAUCAUCAAAAUUUGAAAUUACGAAAAAAGAGUUUUUUUUUUUUUUAUCUGUACGUUAUAAAUAAAUAUAGAAAAUAACGCACUACCAUUUCAAAUUUCAAAACUCGAAAAAACAAAUCGGCGCGUCUGACAUAUAUUUUAGGAGGGAAAUAAUAAAAAAAAGGAAAAUAAAACACAGAGCAAUAAUAAAAACUCACUCACUCACUCACUCACUCUUAUCUUGAUUCUGUUCACUCAUUUAAAAAAAAAACACUUACGUCCCCACUCUCUUCUCCGGAUCUCAAUCUCGGAGCCCUAGAUCUCUCCUCUCCGUUUCCACACUCUUUCCACCGAAGAUGCGUGAGAUCCUUCACAUCCAGGGAGGCCAGU